GUUGGGUUCCUUGUGGAGAAGGAGAUGAGUUACAUGCCCAAACCGGGUUAUGUAAACCUCCUUCAAUCCAACGCUUUGAUUUACCAUGCUAGGCAAAAAGCUAUUAGCUGGAUCAUUCAGGUUCAAAAGAGUUUGAGUGUCUCUAUGGAAACAGUAUUUUAUGCUGCGAAUUACCUUGAUAGAUUCAUCUCAUUGAACAAAUGCCAAGUAUGGGGAUGGACGUGUUGUACGUUUGACUUGCUCGCAGUUGCAUGCUUGUACUUGGCUUCAAAGUUCAAUGAAACACACCCUCCUCCUCUGCCUGCAUUGCAGAUGGAGGGGCUAGGGCAUCCCCCAUUUGGAUCUAACAUGUUUGGGCGGAUGGAGUCAUCGCUUCUGCAAGGUCUUGAAUGGAAGCUGUUGGCCACAACUACUUAUUCUUACCUGCAACUCACGGAAACCCUACAAGAUGAGUUGAAGACACGCGCUACCCAGAUACUCCUUCAAACACUUUUAGAUCCAAAAUUUGUAGGGUUCCGGCCUAGUUUGGUCGCAGAAUCCGUAGUCCAGUGCAUCCUCAAUCCCCAGGAGAAGGACCAGUAUUUCUACCAUUUCAGUGCUCUCAUUCCUCAAGUUGAAAAGGAUGAUAUAAUGAAGAAGAUCCAUGAGAUGGUGGAGAAGGAAGACACGGCGACAUGGGAGAAGAAGGAAGAAUACUGUAGUGGUGAUUGUGCUGCGUUUCUAACGUUACAACUGGAAGAAGCUACUGCAGACUUGAAGAACAUUGAUGGAUCAACCAGAAAGAGGAGGAGGGAUACUUAGCUUAGCUUACUGUUGAUAUUAUAUUUUCUGAAAUAUUAAGGAUGAUAUGAUUAGUUGUCCUUGUUGUAAAACUAUUAUAUAUACCGUAUUGUGUGCAUAUUUUUAUAAACUAUUGGGUAUAUACCCAACAUUA
This is a messenger RNA of Ipomoea triloba (trilobed morning glory), 934 nucleotides long. RefSeq names its product putative cyclin-D7-1. The record is from RefSeq and is a predicted model, not a curated record. Gene Ontology annotation, biological process: mitotic cell cycle phase transition; regulation of cyclin-dependent protein serine/threonine kinase activity. The transcript is spliced from 6 exons. Gene Ontology annotation, cellular component: cytoplasm; nucleus; cyclin-dependent protein kinase holoenzyme complex. Gene Ontology annotation, molecular function: cyclin-dependent protein serine/threonine kinase regulator activity. Bases 25 to 801 code for a protein of 258 amino acids. Lineage: Eukaryota; Viridiplantae; Streptophyta; Magnoliopsida; Solanales; Convolvulaceae.